UGUUUUUUUAAUAAGAAAAUUAAUAAAGAAAAGGAGUUGUUCAUAUCGUCUACUACCUUAUAUAAACAUACCAUCCAUGUUUCCCUCUUCCUACACCGCACUCUGUCUUCUUCCUCCAUCUCCUUCUGUGAUUUAUCUCUCCACUUUGUUUGGAACUAUGGAUAAGGUUAAACUUGUAAAGAAUGGUGUUAUGAGAUUACCACCUGGAUUCAGAUUUCAUCCCACUGAUGAGGAACUUGUGGUUCAGUAUCUCAAGAGAAAAGUCUUGUCUUCUCCAUUACCAGCUUCCAUCAUUCCUGACUUUGAUGUUUGCAGAGCUGAUCCUUGGGACUUGCCUGGCAAUUUGGAGAAGGAGAGGUACUUCUUCAGCACAAGGGAAGCCAAGUACCCAAAUGGGAACCGGUCUAACCGAGCAACCGGUUCGGGUUAUUGGAAAGCUACCGGUAUUGAUAAACGGGUUGUGACCUCUCGAGGAAAUCAAAUCGUUGGUUUGAAGAAAACACUCGUUUUCUACAAAGGCAAACCACCUCAUGGCUCAAGAACCGAUUGGAUCAUGCACGAAUAUCGUCUCUCUUCCUCUCCUCCGAGUUCAAUGGGUCCUACUCAGAACUGGGUUCUUUGUCGUAUCUUCCUUAAAAAGAGAGCUGGCAGCAAGAGCGACGGCGACGAGGGAGAUAACCGGAAUAUAAGAUAUGAUAAUGACCAUACUGAAAUAAUUACAACAAACCAAACUGAAGAUAAAACUAAACCAAUCUUCUUCGAUUUCAUGAGAAAAGAAAGGACCACAGACUUGAACCUUUUGCCAAGCUCUUCUUCUUCCGACCACGCUUCAAGUGGACUCACGACGGAGAUAUUCUCUUCUGAUGAAGAGACCAGUAGUUGCAAUAGUUUCAGACGAAAUCUUUAAUUUAAUUUUAAUGUUGACUAUCUUUAAUAACUCUUUUAAUAAUUUCCAAUUUUAUAUUAAUACCAUUCUGCUUUUUUUUUUUUCCAUUUUA
Messenger RNA from Brassica rapa (field mustard), 998 nucleotides. RefSeq names its product NAC domain-containing protein 83. Gene Ontology annotation, molecular function: DNA binding. Gene Ontology annotation, biological process: regulation of DNA-templated transcription. The record is from RefSeq and is a predicted model, not a curated record. NCBI's taxonomy places the organism in Eukaryota, Viridiplantae, Streptophyta, Magnoliopsida, Brassicales, Brassicaceae.